CGUGGAGAAAUCCCAUAGAAAAUUACCACCGUAGGCGUAGCAAAACAUCGAACAAGUGUGUAGUGUUCAUUACAUUAUUUCCAUUUGUUUAUCGCCAUUUUCUGCCUCUAAUUUCCAAUCUCGAUUCCAUUCCAUUCACCUCCAUCUUUUUGAACAACUCAAAAGUAAGAAGAAAAAAAAAGGAAGAAAAGGGGACUCGCUAACCGUCUCUCUCAUAUUGCACCAGAUCUAUUCGGUUUCAUCGCAUUGUUCAUUCACAUUUUUCACAUCUCAGAAGAAAGAGCGCGCGAGAGAGAGAGAGAGGUUCCGGUAUGGAAGAGAAGCUGAUAGGGAGGUUGGAAUCGGCAGUGGCGCGUUUGGAGGCGCUAUCCGUCGGAUUCCAGGGAGGAGGAGGAGGUGGCGACGUCGCUGAUGCGGCCACGGAUCCGUCCAUUAUUGCCUUCGAUGAUCUCAUGGGACAGUACGUGGCUAGGGUUUCCGCCGCUGCAGAGAAGAUCGGUGGACCGGUCCUGGAGGUCACUAAGGUCGUGCAAGAAGCUUUUGCUGUUCAGAAACAGCUCUUGAUUAAGGUCAAACAAUCUCAGAAACCUAACAAUGCUGGCCUUGCUGAGUUUCUAAAACCAUUGAAUGAUGUUAUCACGAAAUCUUCUGCGAUGACGGAAGGAAGGAGAUCUGAUUUUUUUAAUCACCUGAAGGCCGCUGCUGACAGUCUCACAGCUCUAGCAUGGAUUGCAUUUACAGGGAAGGAUUGUGGUAUGAGUAUGCCCAUUGCACACGUGGAAGAAAGUUGGCAAAUGUCUGAGUUUUACUGCAACAAGGUGCUUGUAGAAUAUAGAAACAAAGACCCAAAUCAUGUUGAGUGGGCUAAAGCUCUGAAAGAGUUAUAUCUACCUGGUUUGAGAGAUUAUGUCAAAGGCUUUCAUCCUUUAGGCCCUGUCUGGAGUCCAACAGGAAGCACAAUUGCUCCAUCAAAAGCUCCUGCACCUACUGCUCCUGCUGUUCCUCCUCCUCCACCUGCUUCUCUCUUUAGUUCUGAAUCAUCUCAAACUUCAUCUUCUAAGCCAAAAGUGGGGAUGUCCGCUGUUUUUCGAGAAAUCAGCACUGGGAAUGUCACCUCAGGUUUGAGAAAGGUAUCAGAUGAUAUGAAGACCAAAAAUCGCACAGAUAGAACUGGAGUUGUUGGCAGUAGUGAAAAGGAAAGUCGUGCAGGUUCACGUGCAUUUUCUAAAACAGGACCUCCUAAAUUCGAACUUCAGAUGGGCCGCAAAUGGGUUGUUGAGAAUCAAAUUGGGAAAAAAGACUUGGUCAUUGAAGAUUGUGAUUCAAAGCAGUCUGUAUAUGUGUAUGGAUGCAAAGAUUCGGUUUUGCAGAUUCAAGGCAAGGUCAAUAACAUAACCAUUGAUAAGUGCACGAAGAUGGGAGUUGUAUUCAAGGAUGUUGUUGCAGCUUGUGAAAUUGUAAACUGCAAUGGGGUUGAGGUGCAGUGUCAGGGUUCCGCCCCAACAAUUUCUGUGGAUAACACAUCUGGCUGCCAGCUUUACCUGAGCAAAGAUUCAUUAGAAACAUCCAUAUCUACAGCCAAGUCAAGUGAGAUCAAUGUGUUGGUACCUGGUGCUGAGCCUGAUGGUGAUUUGGUGGAGCAUUCUUUGCCACAACAAUACAUUCAUGCCUUCAAGGAUGGUCGUUUUGAAACAACUCCAGCUUCUCACUCUGGAGGUUAAAUUGAUCGACAGUUUGGGCUUCCUAUUUAUUCUCACGUCAUUUUAUUUAUUGGAUUACUUUGGGAGUGGGUUCAAUUUGUUGUUUCCUUAAUUCAUUUUUCCAAUGCAAUAGUAUAUAUAGGUGUUUUGAUCGGCUGCCUUUGCUUGUGAUUUUCGAUUGGCUUAUUGAAUCAUUGGAAACAUUCAUUAGAUUGUGUGGCAGAGUUUGCUCCUGCUUGAAACUGUUUCCUGUGAGUUGUAUUAUGUUUUUUAAUUUAAGUUUUCAAAAGAUCCUUGCAAGAAUGCUUUCCUUUGUAUUUUGUUUAGUUGUCAUGUUUGCGAUUUGUCUA
This is a messenger RNA of Lotus japonicus, 2050 nucleotides long. RefSeq names its product cyclase-associated protein 1. The coding region runs from base 312 to 1721 and encodes 469 amino acids. The record is from RefSeq and is a predicted model, not a curated record. Gene Ontology annotation, molecular function: adenylate cyclase binding; actin binding. Lineage: Eukaryota; Viridiplantae; Streptophyta; Magnoliopsida; Fabales; Fabaceae. Gene Ontology annotation, biological process: cytoskeleton organization; regulation of adenylate cyclase activity. Gene Ontology annotation, cellular component: cytoplasm. The transcript is spliced from 10 exons.